This is a messenger RNA of Cylindrotheca closterium, 6384 nucleotides long. The record is from the annotation of a GenBank genome assembly. Lineage: Eukaryota; Bacillariophyta; Bacillariophyceae; Bacillariales; Bacillariaceae.
AUGGGAACCGCCGAGAAAGGGUCCGUCGACCUCGUCGACACCAUUUCGGAAUUUGCGUAUCCUGCGAUUCGGUUGGUGUUAGCAGCCUCAAUAGUUUGGUACUCCAGAGAGUCUUCUACCAACCCAAGGUUCUUUUCUGGAUUGUUGUCGGCAGCCCUUGCAGGGUUUCUUACAUUUACUUUCUUGGAGCCCUUGUUUACACCCGUUGGUCUUGAUCUUGCAAAUGUUGCAUUGUGGGUUCUCGCCCUGUAUUCUUCUAUGGUUGGAAUGGCUCUUGGAGUUUUACUUCCAGCUUUUUGUCCUGGACUAUGUUUCGGAGCUUCUACCGGGCUUUUAGUCGGAUGUUACCUUGGAAUGGCCAGCACUUUGUAUUGUCCUAUCAUUUGCGGUGCGGCUGCGUUGGUUGGGGCAGUGGUUUCUAGUCGAAACCCUACCUAUAUGGUCACCUGGGCAACAAUCAUUGAAACAGGUGGUAUUGCAGCAUCAGUUGCAAUGAAGCCUGCGAUCUUUUACAUUAUGGAUGUAGCUAGAGGUUACCCGCUCUAUCCAAAUGAGAUUGAGAACCUCUAUUCGUUCAAUUUGACAUCUGGAACCGUAUUCAGUUUGGCUUGGACUGCAGCUUCAGUACUUGUGGCAGCAGCAAUGAUAUACACUGAUGGAGGCUUGCAGCGACUGAAUCCAGUCGAGGCACUCCAGCACGCGCGAAGUCAAGCGUCUUCUAGUGAACCAAAGGCUUCAAAGGGAACGACACAGCCUCCCUACGCUGUCAAGGAUACAUCAGCUAAUCUUGAGGCUUUCAACAUGUUUGAUCCGGCAGAUCUUCCACCACGGCUCGCAGAGUAUGCGAACAUGGUUUAUUCUGCAUGUGAAGACAUUGGCAAUUUCUUCGGCUUCCAGGAUUCCGCGGUUCGCAACCAAGCUGAGCACUUGCUUAUCCUGAUCAGUAACAAUCGAAGAUACAUGAGCAGCCAUAUUCUUCCUCCCUCUGUACAACCUCCAAGCCCAAUCCAUGCUCUUCAUGCGAAGGUAUUCUCCAACUACGUCAAAUGGUGCCGUGCAAUGGGUGUCCCACCACAGUUUUCCAAAAUGAAUUCAUCCAUCUCAGCACCUCCUGCGGUUGCUAGUCGGGUGGUUGACUUAGUCUUGUAUUUCUGCAUUUGGGGAGAAGGUUGCAAUCUCAGACAUAUGCCUGAGUGCACUUGGUUUCUGUACCACAAGAUGAUGGCUGAGUACAUUAAAAGUGAGGGCUACACUCAAACACGAAGCCUGUAUGCCGGCCACUUCCUUGACAAUGUUGUGGAACCAAUCUAUGCUAUCGUUAGCAAGAGCAUGAAAUCGCCGAAGGAUCAUGCCGAAAGGAGAAACUAUGAUGACAUCAAUGAAUUCUUCUGGUCUCGAAAGUGUCUGAACUACCACUACUCAAAUGUUGAUCAGACGGAGCAGCAAGAUAUCGAACUGCUAAGUGGAUUUGGACAACUCCCAGGGCAAACUAUGCCCCCAAUCUCGGAAGGACUUGCGGAUGCUCCAAAAACAUUUCUCGAAAAGAGGUCUUGGUUGCGAGGACUUCUUGCAUUGAGUCGUAUUUUUGAGUGGCAUAUUGUGACAUUUUAUCUCCUGGCAGUGGUUGCAUUUUCCAACGAAUUGGUUUGGGGCUGGGUGUAUUCCUUGCAAAUUGCAAGUGGUGUCUUUUGGAUUUUCAAUGUGUUACACCUUUUCUGGGCCCUUUUGGAGGUUUGGGGCAGCUACCCAGGUAUCCAAAUGAGCGGUACUGAGGUUUGUGGCUCUUUAUUGGUUUUGCUAGCGAGGUUCUUAACGCUUGUCUACCAAUCGCUCUACAUCAUGUGGGCAUUCUCGCCAGAGCAUGGAAAGUUCCUUGGAGUUGAGGCGGAUUCGACAUUUUGGUGGUGGCAGUAUAUUUGGCUUUCAUUGCUGGUCAUGACUCCGUACAUUCUUGAAACGCUCAUGCAAGUAUAUCCAGCCUUGACAACCAAGAUUUACACCAGUCAAAAUGACUACGUGCAGGCUUUUCUGAACAUCCUGUACCCAAUCAGCCGGUUGUACGUGGGAAAGGAAGUUCACGAAUCUUUCGGACACACCGUGGUCUAUCUUUUCUUUUGGAUUACACUGAUGGCCUGGAAGCUAUUCUUCUCUUACAUCUUUGAAGUAUAUUCAAUGGUUCUACCAUCGAUUGAGCUGACCGAUGACUAUGUGAACUAUCCCAACCAAAGUUUUGCCAAGAUGAUGCUUCUGUUGACAAUGCGCUGGACACCGCAAUUCAUAGUCUACCUCAUUGACAUGAGUAUUUGGUAUGCAGCUUGGCAAGCAUUUGCUGGAACAUCUAUUGGAUUCUCUGAUAACCUGGGUGAUGUGCGAUCAAUGGACGAUAUCAGAAAGAACUUUGGGCGUGCCCCAGAGCAUUUUUGCAAGAAAAUGCUGUCACCAGACGCUGGAAGCCGCAGAGGGUCCACAGCUAGUUUCGUUGGUUCAACUUCUGGAGGUAGCUUGGCAGAGACUGCUUCUUUGCUGGGUGGUUCAUCUCAUCGAUUGCAGAGUUAUGUCAAUAGACUUCUUGACGUGAGAAUUCAGAAGUGGGUAAUGUUCAGUGCAGCCUGGAACGAAAUCAUUGAUCACUUCAGAGAAGAGGACAUCAUAUCGAAUACAGAGAGUGAUAAUCUGAAGUUCAGCCAGUUCGACGGUUUUAGUCAAGCGAUCUAUUUGCCUGUUUUCCAGACUGCCGGUGCUAUCGAGGAUGUUCUGUCAGAACUAGAGCGACCUGCAGAGGAAUACUCCGAUCCUAAGACUGGCAUGUUUACUGAUGAAACCUACUUUCAACCGAUCUCCAGUCAUGUGACCAUGCAAACUGCAGUUUCGGAAGUCUGGGAGCUAGGUGCCUUUCUGCUGAGACAGGUCCUUGGACCCAUCCACGGCGAUGAUAUCGAUACGGUUGGGGUCAUGAUUCAAGGAUGGGCAGAAGAUUCUAAUUUGACUACGAAGAUGAAACUUGAUUCUGUACGAGGUGUUAUUAAGAAUUUCGUUGCUGCCAUAACAAUUCUUGCGAAGGGAAUCAAGAAUAGAAAGCCAGCAACGAAGCCGAGACUAUCGUCCAAACGCGCUGAAGUGUCCAAGCCAACGGAAAACAAGAAUAGAGGCAUGCGACGUGCUGUUAGCGCAACUUCUCUUGGCAGUCUUGAAACAGAGUCAAAGCCAGAAUUCAAGAGCAAAACUACCAAACAGGAGCCAAUCGUCGACGCAAUGCGAGACCAAGUUAGAGACAAGUUGCGCAACUUCAUGCAUGGUGUCAAGGGUCUGCUGAAGAACUCAUAUGGCGAUGCAGAGACUCGUGAUGUGCUGGAUCGGAUUACCUUCUUGGGAAGCAUGGAAAAUGGCUUCUUCUGGGACGAUGCUUAUGCUUCAAAUCAGUUGGAUAUAGUCUGUCAGAAUUCGAACUUCAAGGCUGUCUUGAAGAAGCUCGACGGUCUAUUGUGCAUGCAUCCAGACGAUGCCGAGCCAAAGUCGAAGGAAGCCCGCAGACGAUUGACCUUCUUUGUCAACUCGCUGUUUAUGGAUAUGCCCGAUGCUCCUUCGAUUCACGACAUGUUUUCUUGGAACGUUUUGACACCUUACUAUUCCGAACCUGUGAGCUACAGUAAAUCAGACUUGGACCAACGGACAGAUGCACUUGGUGUCUCAACAUUGCUGUAUCUACAAACACUGUACCGAGAUGACUGGAAUAAUUUCUUGGAAAGACUUGACAUUCAAGACGAAGAGAAGUUGUGGACUAAGAAAUAUGCCGAAGAGACUAGAAGAUGGGCGAGUAUCCGCGCACAGACUCUUAGCCGAACUGUGAAUGGAAUGAUGUACUACGAGAAGGCACUGCGACUGCUUGCAAAUAUGGAGCGUCUCGACGAAGACACCACGAAUGAUCUAUUGGGUGAAAAGUUUGGAUACAUUGUCUCUUGUCAGGUAUAUGGACAAAUGAAACGAAAUCAAGAUUCAAAGGCCGACGACAUUGACGCAUUGAUGCAUCGAUACCCACACUUGCGCGUAGCAUACAUUGAUACCAUUCGUAUCAACAGGUCUGGUGCUUCCGUGUGCUAUUCUUGUUUGGUAAAGAGUGAUGGCAGAGGCAGUGUCCAAGAGAUUUACAGAGUUCGUCUACCAGGAAACCCAGUGAUUGGCGAAGGAAAGCCAGAGAAUCAGAAUCACGCCAUGAUUUUCACCCGUGGCGAAUUUCUGCAAACCAUCGACAUGAACCAGGAAGGCUACUUUGAGGAAGCAUUGAAGAUGAGAAACUGUCUCCAAGAAUUCGCUAAGCGUGAAGGACCACUGCCAACAACAAUUCUUGGUUUGAGAGAACAUAUCUUCACUGGAAGUGUGAGCUCGCUUGCGAAUUAUAUGGCACUCCAAGAAACUUCCUUUGUCACCCUUGGUCAGCGUGUGCUCACCAGGCCACUGCACAUUCGUCUUCACUACGGUCAUCCUGAUUUGUUUGACAAACUCUUCUUCAUCACCCGUGGUGGUAUCAGCAAGAGUUCCAAAGGUAUCAACCUCUCCGAAGAUAUUUUUGCUGGAUACAAUAAUGUCAUUCGUGGCGGAUCGGUUGGUUUCAAAGAAUAUCUUCAGGUUGGAAAGGGUCGUGAUGUUGGUAUGAGUCAAAUCUACAAGUUCGAAGCCAAGUUAAGUCAAGGAGCUGGAGAGCAGAGUUUGUCGCGUGAUGUCUAUCGAAUGUGUCACCGAUUGGACUUUUGCCGUCUUCUAUCUUUCUACUAUGGUGGUAUUGGUCAUUACUUCUCCAACGUUUUGACCAUCUUGACUGUCUAUAUCGUUGUUUAUUUGAUGGCUGUCCUUGCACUCUUCAAUCUCGAAAAAAUCGGUGACCGUAUAAUCACACCCAUGGGUACAAUCCAGAUGAUGCUUGGAGGGCUUGGUCUUCUGCAAACGAUUCCUCUUUUUGCAACUCUUGGAGUUGAAAGAGGCUGGCUCGCCAGUUUACAAGAGAUCUUCAUGGUUUUUGCGACUGGCGGACCCCUUCAUUUUAUGUUCCACAUUCAGACAAAGGCAAACUACAUGGCACAAACCAUUCUUGUUGGUGGUGCGAAGUAUCGUGCAACUGGACGUGGUUUCGUGACUCAACACACUGCAAUGGACGAACAGUUCCGCUUCUUCGCCUCGAGUCAUCUGUACUUGGGUAUUGAACUUGGAGCUGGCUUGAUUCUGAUGGGCUUGAACACAGAUGCUGCCCAAUACUUCGGUCGAACUUGGUCACUGUGGCUUGCGUCUGUUUCUUUCUUGGCAAGCCCAUUCUGGUUCAACCCAUUGACUUUCGACUGGAAUGUUUGCUCCAACGACUACGUUCUUUGGUUGAGAUGGAUGCAAUGCAGUUCUGGUGGCGCAUCAAAGAGUUGGUCGAUGUGGUGGAACGAAGAGAACGCGCACUUCAAGAAAAUGGCGUUUGCUUCAAAAAUGUUAUAUUGUACCAAAGCUGUGCUCUUCUGGUUGGUUGCGGAAGGAAUCCGUCAGUCAGACCUUUUCAGAACCGAUGUUUCUCUAUCCACUCCUGCGAUACCUGUUGGCAAAUUGUUGUGGGUUAUCAUCUUGCUUCUACUCCUUGGCCACGUUUUCAAUCAAAACGAGAGGAUGAUGCCAUAUCCAGUGAGAAGAACUAUCGGAAUCUUGAUCUUCGUUGGCUUACUUGUUGGAAUUAUUACAUUGUUUAUCGAAGAUAUCAAUUACCUGCGCUAUGCCAUCGCAGCCUACUAUGGAGUUGGGGCAAUUUGUUUGGUGGGACUCUUGUUUGGUUUAAACAGGUUUGUGAAGUUCUUUUACUUCAUCCACGAUGUGGUAUGCGCGCAUAUCAUCUUCCUUCCUCUCUUUAUCUUGGGUGCAUUGCAACUACCAGGACACAUCCAGACUUGGUUGUUAUACCAUAACGCAUUGUCCACAAACGUUGUUGUCAGUGAUAUUCUUCGAUACGCACGAAAGACAAAGGAGUCUAGUGGUGGAGAGAGCAACGAAGAUUUGGUUGAACAAGUUGCUGAACUUCGACGAGUUGUGCAGCGACAAGAGCAAAUGCUGACCGGUUCUGGUUUUUCUUCGGGGAACGCUGCUCUCGUGGUGGCAGAGCCUCCCAGUCCUACCGAGACGCCAGAACCACAACCUGAACUUGGUCGACCCCAGCAGUCAGGUCGCUCGUAUGAUCGUUCGGUCAGUAUGACUGGCAUGGAUGUCUGGAGCAGUAUGGCGUUUGGCGAUACUGGAGAAUUCUCACGCGAUGCCAGCACUGCCGGAACUUUGGCAACAGAAGGUACUUCGACAAGUUCCGUGUCACAUUCCACCAAUCAAGGAUUCUCGUUUACGCAACCGGACACUAUGCCUCCUAGGUGA